Molecule: messenger RNA, 3389 nt
Organism: Onychomys torridus (southern grasshopper mouse)
Lineage: Eukaryota; Metazoa; Chordata; Mammalia; Rodentia; Cricetidae
Gene: Eif2d
Product: eukaryotic translation initiation factor 2D
Exons: 15
Coding region: 193-1980 (595 amino acids)
Biological process (GO): translational initiation; formation of translation preinitiation complex
Molecular function (GO): RNA binding; translation initiation factor activity
Source: RefSeq, a predicted model, not a curated record
CUAGGGCCGGCCUGUGUGUCCGCUAGGGCUACAAAUCUAUGCGAUCAGGUUCCUAGCCGGCUGCUUUUUGGCGCCCGGUCCUCAGCAUGGCUGCCUCCAGGGUUGAGGGCUGGGGAGCUGCCACACCCUCGUUUUGCUGACGGUCCUUGGAGUCUGUGUUCUUCUUGUCUUUCCUGGGCCACCCUAGCAGACAUGUUCGCUAAGGCCUUUCGAGUCAAGUCCAACACGGCCAUCAAGGGAUCGGACAGAAGAAAACUUCGGGCUGAUGUGACAGCUGCUUUCCCCAGCCUUGGAACAGAUCGGGUCUCUGAGUUGAUACCUGGAAAGGAAGAGCUAAACGUCGUGAAGUUGUAUGCUCACAAAGGGGAUGCAGUGACUGUGUACAUGACUGGUGGUAACCCCAUCCUGUUUGAACUGGAGAAAAAUUUGUAUCCAACAGUGUACACACUGUGGUCCUAUCCUGAUCUCCUACCAGCCUUUACAACAUGGCCUCUGGUACUGGAAAAACUGGUCGGGGGAGCAGAUUUGAUGCUGCCAGGGGUAGUGGUGCCCCCUACUGGUCUGCCUCAGGUGCAGCAAGGUGACCUCUGUGCCAUUGCCUUGGUGGGGAACAGGGCUCCUGUAGCAGUCGGAGUGGCUGCCAUGUCCACAACUCAGAUGCUGGCUUCAGGCCUGAAGGGAAAGGGCUUCUCUGUGCUCCACACUUACCAGGAUCACUUGUGGAAAUCUGGAGACAAGUCCUCUCCACCUGCCAUUGCCCCAUUGGCAGUGAAUCCCACAGAUAGCAAUGAAGAGAAGGUGGACCUUGGUCUGCAUGGAAACCUGAGCAGCCUGACCCUGGAGGGAGAGGAGGAGAAGAGGAAGGUUCAUCACCCAGAAGCCUCUGAAGACACCAGCUCCGGAGCCCUGAGCCAGGGUUCCUUGGAUGGCAAGCCUCUUCAAGAGCAAAUGGAUGAUCUGUUACAUCAAUGCUUCCUGCAUGCCUUGAAGAGUCGAGUCAAAAAAGCUGACCUCCCUUUGCUCACCAGCACUCUCCUUGGCAGUCACAUGUUCUCUUGCUGCCCCGAAGGACAGCAGCUGGAUAUAAAGAAGUCAAGCUAUAAAAAGCUCUCUAAGUUUCUGCAGCACAUGCAGCAGGAGCAGAUUGUCCAGGUCAAGGAGCUGAGCAAAGGGGUGGAGAGCAUUGUGGCCGUGGACUGGAGGCACCCGAGGAUCACAUCCUUUGUCAUCCCUGAGCCUUCCCUGACUUCCCAGACUGUCCAGGAGGGUAGCAGGGAACAGCCCUAUCACCCUCCAGAUAUAAAAUCCCUCUACUGUGUCCCAGCCAGCAUGACCCAGCUCUUCCAGGAGUCUGGCCACAAGAAGGGGAGCACCCUUGAGGGCAGUGAGGUCCGCAGGAUCGUCAUUGACUAUGCCAAGAAGAACAGCCUGGUGGAUGCAGACAACAGGAAUCUGGUGAAAUUGGAUCCUGUCUUAUGUGACUGCAUCUUAGAGAAAAACGAACAGCACUCGGUCAUGAAGCUUCCGUGGGACUGUCUCCUGACCAGGUGUUUGCAAAAUAUGCAGCCUGCCUACCAAGUGACGUUUCCUGGACAGGAGCCCAUUCUGAAGAAAGGGAAACUCAGUCCAAUUGACAUCACCCUUGCCCAGAAGGCUUAUAAUAAAAAGGUGACUGUGGUCCGGAACUUGGAGACCUAUGGUCUUGAUCCAUGCUCAGUGGCUGCCACUCUCCAGCAGCGGUGCCAGGCCAGCACCAUCGUCUCUCCUGCCCCUGGGGCCAAAGACAGUCUGCAGGUGCAGAUCCAAGGGAACCAGAUCCACCACCUUGGCCAGCUAUUGCUCGGUGGGAACAUCAAGACCAAGGCAUUUACCAACUGUCCUGAUACUCUCAUCAGCAUGUGCAGAACAGACCAGAAACCAACCCCACACCUGCCCUGCCAUGUCCUCUCUGCAUCACCAUGCUGCAUUCUCCUCAUAUAGUCCCGAUUUCUCCUUCCCAACUCCAGGAAGACGGAGGAAUGCAGUGUGAGUGAAGUCCACAGCCCUUGCGGUGCGGCACAUGGUGGAUUCUGAGAGCUACACAGUCUUUUCAGUCAGUUCUCUGGAUUUCUCUUGUAUUCACUGUCACUUUCCAGUUUUGUCUUCAAGCUGCCCUGAGUGGCUUGGAUUAUGGGAGCUGGUUGGUGAAAAUUCUCCCAGAAUUAUCCCGAUCUUAGAAAUCCAGCAGACUUCGGGCCAACCUUGGUUAUCUCUGGUACCCAGAGAGAGAUGGCUUUGACAUCAUCUGACACCUGCUCUUGGGUUUGGUUGGGGAAAUUUUACAACGGGUCCCACAUCCCACUGCCACCGCCACCGCCAGAGCUCGUCCCUGACCUUCCCCUUCAACACACCCGUUUCCAGGGUUUCAUCACACUGACAGCGUGCCAGUGCAUCUUCCCACACUCCAAUCCCAGAGAGCACAGGAAACUGCAGACUCCAUGGUUGCCAGGAGAAGUGGGCACUGCUGAGCCUAUGGCUCCACCUUCCCAGCGCUCCACCAAGGCAAGGCAACAGCCUCUUUCAUUACAGGCACUUGCCAGAGUCUGCUCCCUGUGCACUCUUCACCCACAGCUCCUGAUGGCAACACCACUGUGCUGGGUGUUUCACAUGCCUUCCCUGACAUACUACCUAUGUUCUUUCUAUUGCCAGACCCUCCCGCCCAUGUGCCCAUGCCCACUGCUAGUAUGAAUGAGAAUGAAGUCCACCUAAGCCUGGAGUUCUCAGUUGACCAUGUGGUCACCCUAGGGCAGCCUUUCUGCUACAGGGAUUAGCUCCCCACCCCGCCGGUAAUGGUCACUGCAUCUUAACACUGCAGGCCUGGGAUGAACAGCUGGGAAAUCAAGACCCCACCUGUGGGACACUCAUCUAAGCUGGCCUGAUCAGUGUGUCCAGCUCUGGGGGUCCCAGUGGGUCUUGCAUCCUCCCUGAAGCUGGCAAGGAGGGACUUCUAACACCUGGAAUGGGAGGGUGCUGGUAGGAUGUUGGGGCCUAUCAGGAUGCCCUCUUAGAUCUCUGAAUUGGACCUUGCUGGCACCUCUCCUGAUGGCUUGACGUGAAUAAGCCACGUGAGCCUCUUCAUUUAUUGUUGACUCGUUCAUCUGGGGACUUCCAAACUGGAGCCUCUCAUUUGUCCUCAUUCUGGGACUCUCCAUUCCCAGUCUCCAUACGCUGGGCACAUAUCUACAGACCAGAUGUACCUGGCUGUGGCCCUCUCAUUUCUAGCCCGAAUGAGCAGCUAUAUGGCUGCUGUUUUAUACUUCCUUCUGCCCAUCUCUAAGGCAGGCAGACUGUCAUUCCUAGCACAUUCUUGUGGUGGUAUUGUGUUCCCCAAAAUAUUGUGCACCCUAAUA